Messenger RNA from Calliphora vicina (urban bluebottle blowfly), 1823 nucleotides. RefSeq lists its product as uncharacterized. Bases 383 to 1657 code for a protein of 424 amino acids. The transcript has 3 exons. The record is from RefSeq and is a predicted model, not a curated record. Lineage: Eukaryota; Metazoa; Arthropoda; Insecta; Diptera; Calliphoridae.
AUUGCAUUUUCGAAAACAAUUCAAAACAGUUGAUGGUUAUAAAACGACGUUUCAAAAAACAACAACGCGCAUAAAAUAAUUUAAUUCAUUUUGUUCAAAAUUAAAAAAAUAAUAAUAAAAAAUACUUAUAUAUAAACAAAAACAAUAAAAAAGACAUACAAAUUGUUCACACAAUAAAUAAAAUUACAAUAAAUUGAAAUAAAAAACAACUGUACAAACCCAUUGUCAACGAUAAAUUGUCCACGUUGUUUUCAAAACUAAAAUAAACACAUCUAUUAUUAGAAUACAUCAAAUACCCCCCAUCACGAACGCAAUAUUGUAUUGUACUUAAUUAAACAGUGUAAACAAAAUAAAUAUCUAUAAUAAUAAAUCAUAAUAAGUUAUGCCCGAUAACAGUUCAAAAUUUAAUCCAAAUCUACAUUUGGACAUACCCAAGUGGAUUAACGAAAAGUAUUUCGAAAAUAUUCUCAAGAAAGAUGUUGCAAACUUUAAAAAGAUCUUAAAAUUCACCACCAUACCGGCUACACCACCUGGUGAAAAUUAUACCUCAAUUAUGUUGCGAAUUAAAAUGGAUAUUGAAUUGGAUGAUGGCUUUACCGAACAGAAAUCGUACAUUAUGAAAACAAUGCUGGACAAUGAUAAAGGCGGCACAUUUAUUAACACUCUCAAUCUGUUUCCCAAAGAAAAAUUGAUGUACGAAACAAUAUUGCCACAGCUGGAGUCCCUUUAUGAAGAAUAUGGCAGUAAAGUAAAAUUUGCACCAAAAUGUCACUGGAUUGAAGAUAAAUCGGGACGGAUAACACUGGUUCAGGAAGACCUUUUAACAAAGAAAUUUCGAAACAUAAAUCGUUUAAAAGGUUUCGAUAUGGUGCAUAUGAAGAGAGUGUUAGAGAAGUUGGCAGAAUUUCAUGCCGCUUCGGUAGUGCUACAGGAGCGUAUUAGUUCAUAUCCAAAGGAAUUUACAAAUACAUAUUUACCCGCCAACUAUCAAAAAUCAAAAUCAUAUCAGGCUAGAGUACACAGCUACAAAGCAGCUAUGGCCAGUUGGGGUUUGGAGGAUUAUGAAAAAUAUGCCAAGAGAAUACCCAAUGCCGAACAGUAUGUCAAUGCCACUAUGCAGUGCUUCAGUGGGGAAACCAAUGAAUUUAAAGUGUUAAACCAUGGUGAUUUCUGGUCUAGCAACAUAAUGCUGAAUUAUACCUCAAAGGGUGCAGCCACCAGUGAUAUUAAUCAAAUACGCUUUGUGGAUUUUCAAAUGUGUAAAUGGGCCAGUCCAGCCAUGGAUUUGUGGGAACUUAUUAUUUGCUCAGUGGAAAGCAAUUUGCGUAUACGUAAUUUCGAUUUAUUCAUUCGAAUAUAUCAUACGCACCUGUUAAAAAGUCUGAAGUUUCUAAAAUACGAAAAACCUAUGCCGUUGUUAAGUGAUCUCCAUAUCAGUAUGCUGAGACAUGGUUUUUGGGGUUAUUUCACCUCAUUCACCCAUUUGGUUAUGAUACUAUUGCCAUCCGAUAAAGAAGCCAGUCUACUUAAACUUAUGCAGCCCAGUGAAGAUGGUGAAAAGUUUCGCAUGAAAGCUUUUACAAAUCCCCUGUAUGUAAGGGCUAUUUUGGAUAUAUUACCAUUUCUUUAUAGAAGGGGCAUACUGGAGUUUGAAUAAGCUAAAAGUUUCUUAACAUACAUUUAACAUACAUUUAAAAAAAAAUCUCAAAAAUAAACGAAUUAAAAAUAACGAUUAAAGCUUCAAAAGUUUAUUGAAGUGUAUUUUUUAUUUAGUUUAAAGAAAGCUUUUAAGUUUAGAGUUGCUCUGUUUAGUAAAAUGUGAA